This is a messenger RNA of Bacidia gigantensis, 408 nucleotides long. RefSeq lists its product as uncharacterized. NCBI's taxonomy places the organism in Eukaryota, Fungi, Ascomycota, Lecanoromycetes, Lecanorales, Ramalinaceae. The record is from RefSeq and is a predicted model, not a curated record. The transcript is spliced from 2 exons. Bases 1 to 408 code for a protein of 135 amino acids.
AUGAUCUUACGGAAUCUUAGUCGCAGCUCAAAGCUGUUGCGGUCUAAGAACAUAUCUCCAGCUUAUACUUUGAGAACCGCUCGUCUACCAAUUCGUCAAACCCUCAUAUUGCCCUACCGCACCUUUGCCAGCCAGCUCACAGCAGACGAGAAAAUUGAAGAGAUCCAGGAACUAUACGCCACAGCCAAGGACGAAUUCGAGAUUGCCUCGGAAGAAACAGACAAGAAAACCGUCUAUGCGGCGGACGACAGGGCAGCAGCGCAUGAAGAGCUAGGCAAAUUGAAGGCUGCAUUCGAAGAAGCCGUUAAGUCAGAGCACGGUGAGGAGAUCAAACGGAGGAUCGGGCAGAGGAUCAGGGAGCUAGAUAGGGCUGUUGAGGCCAUGGAAGAGAAGGCCAAAGAGGACUAA